AUGCCGAUAGUGAAAGAGAAAACUAUGCAACAUGAUUUGCAGAAUGCAUUCGAAAUGAACUUACGGAGAAAAUCCAGCAGAACAGUUUCAAUUCAUCGUGAUAAUGAUGAAGUGAAAGAUGAAUUUCUUCCACGUCAUGAACAUGCAAACGACACUGAUUUAACACAACAAAUUAAGCCGGUCAUAUCAGCAACCAUUCAAUCGGUCGCAUCGGCAGAGUGCACAGUAGAACUUAAUGAACACAAGGAAAGCCGCCAAAUCAAGAUGAAAGAGUUUCAAUUGCAAAACAAAUCGCACAUAGCUGAAAUUGUAGCGCUACGUGAAUCAAAGAUCGAUGCAAAUGAUGAUAAAAUUGUUCAAAUAGGCUUAUCGUACUUUGCUCCCGAUAACGGUGCAAUGACGGUUGCUGUCCUUAUGCAACUUAUGAGCAAGGCUCGCGCACAUCUAUCCCACGAGCGCAGAAAACUGUUGCUAGCGAUGAGACGACUUAAACGCUAUCAAAUACAAAAUUUCCAGCUCGAUAGUCAAAUGCAAAAUGCAAGCCUCGAACAGUACUACGAGCUGAAGGCGGAAGUGAAUCGCAUUGGAGAAAAACUUGAGGAAACUAAUAAGCGCAUGAACAAUUCCAGGCAACUAUUUGAAAAUGACGUGGCACGUGCUACCCACGUGAGGGAAAAGCUGUUCGAUUCGCAAAAUCAGACUGUCAUCCUAAUGCAGGAUGUUUCCAAAGUUAAACAAAACUUUUUCUACUUCAAGCGCACUCUUUGCGCAAAACUUCUAAGCAAAAAGCAACUGCGCAAAGAAAAUGAGCAUCUGAAGCAGGACAUUCAAUUGCUGAACCUGAUGCCUUGGUACGGGCAAACCUAUGAACAGAUUGGCUUCGCUAAAUCCUUGAUUGAAAAAUUCAAAUGAAACUCA
Molecule: messenger RNA, 918 nt
Organism: Anopheles maculipalpis
Lineage: Eukaryota; Metazoa; Arthropoda; Insecta; Diptera; Culicidae
Exons: 3
Coding region: 1-912 (303 amino acids)
Source: RefSeq, a predicted model, not a curated record